AUUGCAUUAAAUUUAGGGAUUUAAACGGCUAGAUUGCUGUGAAAUUUGGUUGUGAAUUUAUUUAUAGGGAUAGGUGUUCAAGUCCUCCAAUCUUUCUACCAGUGGGGAAGUAUUUGUAGAUUGGAUUUUUCAUUGCUUUGUGAAAUUUGUUCUGAACUUUUUAUUGAGUUUGCUAAGCUUUUACUCUUUCAUAAGGGAAAAUAAGGGAAAAAGCCACUCCCUGUUCACAUGUAAGAUUGGCAUUACUAGACAAGAAUUUCCCAUUUCCUCUCUAUUUCUGGCAGUCAAAUGGGACCUUAUAGAAGUAACAGGGUUUGAAAUUAGUAUUUGAAAAAUCAAAAAUAAAAUUAGGAUAUUGUUUCUCCUAGAAAACUUAAUUUGAAGAUUACUACUUGUAAAUUGUAAUUAGAUUGGAAUAUAAAACCGAAAUCAGUAUGUUGAUAAGUAGCACUUGAGAUAGGUAGCAUGAGUUUUGGAUUCAGACUAAUUCAAAACAGUAUGUUCAGGCUUACCCAGCGAUUUUUUCUUCUAAUGGAUUAAAGAAAGAAUUUGCAAUAAAAAAUAAGAAAGUUGAAAAGAUUACAGAAUCAGAUGAAUGGCCUAAUCAUCCUAUUAUCACUUGUUCUAUUUGUGGGCCCCUUAUUGUAGGACCACUGGAGUGGACUUUAACUUGAGUAGUUGUAUAGAUUGGGAGGUGAGAGGUGUAGAAACAGGGGUUGUUAUAGAAGUAGUUUGAGUGGUAAAGUAGCAGAAAUGCAGUAUUUGGCACUAUGAUUAAAUUGACAUGUAGACAAUUAUUCAAUUCUAAAGGUUAGAAUUACGUUAGUUACUAUGUUUUUUUCUUGUGAACUUGUAUUUGUAUAUACAGUAGACAGGUCAAUCCAUUUAUUCUUCUGCCUCAUAACCCUGAGCAUGCAUGUUCAGGUUAAAUAAUGUGGAUAUGCUUGAAUCUAACAGUUUGGAGGAGCUUGUAAUUGUAUUAUUUUUGGGAUAAAUUUCUGCAUUUGCUAUCUUUGUAAACUACAGUUAGGAACAAACAGUUUCAGUUGCAAAUUUAAAUAUAAAAUGAUUGUAGUUCUAACCGUGGCCUUUUCUCACUGUAAGAUGGAAAUGUAAAAGCUGAGUUAUUUAUCUACUGUAGUAGUAACAUAUUGUCUCUAGGCUUUAUUUCAUUGUUAUUGCAGUCUGUUAUCUCUGCUAAUAGACUCAGAAGCCAUGCCUCUGUCUCUGCCUCCAUUGAGUGAUAAAAGAAAGUAAAGAAAGUAUUGGAUGAAAAAGGUGGCUAUCUAGGAAAAUAAGAUGAAAAGGAAAGAAAGAGGAUGGUAUGGAGCAUUUCUGUCUUUAACUUGCUGUGGAAUGCCUUUACAAGAGGUCCAAGUUCUCUGUUUCAGGAACGGACUCAAAUCAUGCUGAACAUAUUGUUUUAAACAGAAACAUUAGAAAUUUCUCUCUUUUCUUUUUCUUCCAAAAAUCGAAUGAAAAAAGGAGAAGGUUACAACAGUAAUGGAGAUUCUUCUGUCAGUCUUUGUAGGCUUUUGCUGACCUUUUUUGGAGCCUGGUCCCAUUGUACUUGCAGACAAUGUACCAGAAUAACCAUCAAUCAUUCCAUACCUAAAAUACCCUUUGGCCAGGAGUAAUCACUUGUAGAUCAGGAAACUGGGAUCCAAGAACUUGUCCAAUUUCCAAAAGAAUCCUUCCUCCCCUUUAUGCAGGAAUCCAUUUUCUUUUAGUAUUCCAAAACCUAGGAAUCACUGGUAGUUGCCUUUACAUGAUGAGGACUGCUGGCCACACUUAUUGAAUUCCCUGAUAUGGCAUAUUAGUAGAUCAUAAUCUUGUCAAAUGAAAUAUUUAAAUGGUCAAUAAUCUAACCACCUGGGUAUCAUUUCCUUUCAAGGAAGAUGAAUAUUUUACUUUGAGGGGAGUGUAAUUGUGUAAAGCUGCUUCAUUGUAACUUAAGCAGCAUGAUUUCAAAUCAUGAAAAUAACCUCUUGUGACUUGUGAGCAUUGCUAGUGUGAGCCUUGUGGUACAAACUCUGGGAAGGAUGUAAUUAUAAACUCUUCUAGAGAGUGUAUAGAGACGAGACUCUUGAUGUAGCAGGAUUGAGUGACGCUAGUUGUGUAACCUAAGUAGCGCUAGCUGUCAACUGCUUCUGUUGCUCAAAUUAUUUUUCUCAACUUCUCAUGGUUGAUGCUAGCUGUUCUAAUGGUUGAUGCUAGUUGUAGGUACUUCCAAGGUUAUGCCACUGUUUGGAGAGGGGAGGAGGUAUUUAACCUCAGAAGUCAGAGGAGAAAAUUUUGCCACUAUAUCUGAGAAAGGAGGGUACUUUGGUAAUGGAAACCUCAUAACUGCCUUAUUUAAGGCAGUAAUAAAAGGGUAACCAUUACCAAAGCUGUUUGCCAAAUUUGAGAAAAAUCCAAAAGAUUUUAAAAACCCUAGACUGUCCUCAGCUAGUAUUUAUUACUCUCAUGACCCCUCUCCAGGGCACUCUGCCUCUCUCUGGAUUGUGUACUUUGUUCCUCAGACAAUAGAGAAAACCCUUGAUUCUCCUGGCUUAACUUUUUAUAUAUUCCUAAGUUUGAGAGAGAGAUGCGGGGUCGAUCCACAAAGCAAGAGGUCAAAGAAGGAAUCGAAACAGACAAGCUUUGUAAGCUCAAAGAGGAACCUCAGUUCUCUGGGGCUUACAUCCGUAGCCUUGUGAAACAACUAACCUCUUCAAGAAGCAAAGGCUCCAUGCAUCCCAAAGACCCUGAAUGUGUUGAUGGGGAUGGGGUUACUGGCCAAAGUUUGACCCAGUUUAGAGAAGGUAUCAAUGAAACCCCUCAACCUCAGCAAUCCCAACAGCCACAACAACACAAAAAACAGAUUAGGAGGAGACUCCACACCAGUAGACCUUACCAGGAAAGGCUGCUUAAUAUGGCUGAGGCCAGGAGAGAGAUUGUUACUGCACUCAAGUAUCAUAGAGCAUCUAUGAAACAAGCCAAUGAGAAGCAACAACAACAGCAACAACAGAAUUCACAACCAGUGCAAGUUUCACAAGUUUCACCUUCUCCAUUUUCUGAUCAAGAAGGAAAUAUUAAGUCCCAGAGAAAUCCUGGAAUAUACCCAUCAGGAAAUCCUAAUUUCUCGAAUUAUUUAGACAAUUUUUCCUACUCAGCCUUUCCUCACCCUCCUCCAUCAAACUUCUCUUGGCCUGUUUGCUCAAUUCCUCCUCCAACUGUGGCUGACAACCUCAAUUUAGCUCUUCCAAACCAACCUUUGGGCCUUAAUCUCAAUUUUCAUGAUUUUCACAAUUUGGACACCAAUCUUUACCACAAUACCAACAACUUCUCUGUCUACUCACCCUCAUCUCCAUCUUCAUCAUCCUCCCCUCCGAUUUCCUAUGCUACUGAGGAAGUUCCUUCAGUUGCAGUAUCUCAUGAUUUUGGGCCUCCACCAGUCUCUGAAUCUUAUGACGGAGGAGAUUUACAUCCGGUGAUGGACGAAGAGGAGAUGGCAGAGCUCAGAUCAAUAGGAGAGCAGUAUCAGAUGGAAUGGAAUGAUAGGAUGAAUUUGGUCACAUCAGCGUGGUGGUUCAAAUUCUUGAGGUCCAUGGAGCUGGAGCCAGAAAAACUGAAGCCAGAGGAGGAUGAUGGGUACCGUCCAUUUGAUGAAAUCAUGGAGUUUCCCUCCUGGUUAAAUGCAAAUGAGAGCUGCUUGCAACAACAUUUUGAUGAUUACUGCUCACCUGAGUACUUCCAAGAUCCUGCCUUGCCUUGCAUGGACAUUGAAGAAAUUGAUGGAAUGGAUGGGGACUGGCUUGCUUGAAUUGUCAAGGAUUGGAUUUUUUUUUGUUGAACACAUCCUUGGCCCGCUCUUCUUUUUUUUCUCAUUCAAUUUUUAUUGACCAGUGAACUUUUGAUGGUGCAAUCCCGACUUCCCCACUGCGAAAACAUUAUGCACGAGAGUUGUUUUUUUAGUCUUUGAAAACUUUAGUUGAGCACAUCUAAUAAGGUCUGCAAGUGAUGUUUUUAUCUUGGCAGGUCAUAGUAGGAAAUAAUGUAAGGCAGGAGUUGAUAUUCUCCUAGAUAAGUUUUUGAUAUCGGAACAUCUAUAUCUGUAGAGAUCAACAUCUGAGCUUGUUCUUUGUUGCUUGAAUGGCAAUUUCAGUCAUGAAAAAAAAUUGUCUACUACUCUAUUUGUCAAA
Molecule: messenger RNA, 4184 nt
Organism: Tripterygium wilfordii
Lineage: Eukaryota; Viridiplantae; Streptophyta; Magnoliopsida; Celastrales; Celastraceae
Exons: 2
Coding region: 2588-3805 (405 amino acids)
Source: RefSeq, a predicted model, not a curated record